Molecule: messenger RNA, 618 nt
Organism: Arabis nemorensis
Lineage: Eukaryota; Viridiplantae; Streptophyta; Magnoliopsida; Brassicales; Brassicaceae
Source: the annotation of a GenBank genome assembly
AUGGCGAAAACCCGUAAAUGGAUUCUCACAAUCACUCUUCUCUGCUUUCUGGUUGCAUCAUCUUCACAGGCUGCUCAAGAAACAGGAGAAGUCAUCAAUUCACCAACAAAGCUACAAGGUGAUCCAAUUGAGAACCAGAACCAACCAAUUCUUGGUCAACCAUCUUCAUCUUCUCCUGUAAACCAGCCUUUAACCGGAUUUAAUCAGCCAUCAACAACAACUGGACUCAACCAACCAAUUCUUGGUCAACCAUCUUCUUCUUUAAACAAGCCUUUAACCGGUUUAAAUCAACCAUUAACCGGAUUUAAUCAGCCAUCAUCAAGUGGACUCAACCAACCGAUUCUUGGUCAACCAACAUCUUCUUCUGUUAACCAGCCUUUAACCGGGGUAAACCAACCAUUGACCGGGUUUAAUCAACCAUCAUCAACCGGAUUUAACCAACCAAUAUCUUCUUCAAAUCUCAACCAGCCAUUUUCGAAUCGACUCAACCAGAACAGUCUCUCUGGAAAUGGUAUUCCAUUUCUUAAUGGAAAUUCGAAGCUUGAGGUCUUCAUUACAAAGAUUGUCUUUGUCUGGAUUGCUCUUCUCCUAUCUUUGCAUGGUCCAGACAUGAACUGA